Molecule: messenger RNA, 2386 nt
Organism: Plodia interpunctella (Indianmeal moth)
Lineage: Eukaryota; Metazoa; Arthropoda; Insecta; Lepidoptera; Pyralidae
Gene: Nanoso
Exons: 7
Coding region: 227-1132 (301 amino acids)
Biological process (GO): oogenesis; negative regulation of translation
Cellular component (GO): perinuclear region of cytoplasm
Molecular function (GO): mRNA binding; zinc ion binding
Source: RefSeq, a predicted model, not a curated record
AUGCAAACAAAGCGAACAAAACUGCAAUCCCGGCAAGUCUCGGGAAGUUGAAAAGAGAACACAUUCGACGUCCAAUCAGAAGCGAUUCCAGGCCCAAGCGUUCUGAAGGAAGGUCGCGUCCACCGACAAAGUACUUACCUACAUUUUUAUAAAUUAAAAGUCGCGUCCCUUGCUCGUUGUGUCAUUGCGCAGCGCGGUUAAGAAAAAUAAGUUUUAACAAUUUAAAAUGGGCCCAGACGAUUAUAGUGAUUAUGGAAGCGGUAGCAGCACUAAUUCUGGGAGGUCUUGGCACAGCCAGGAGCCGUGGCCGCAAUUCAAAUCGGGACUAGAGAGGCGAAGGACAUCCAGCAGUUUCCUAGACUUGGUGAUGAACCAGUGCACUCUGGAUGAUGCCCUGGAGGAGUUCAGACUGAACGGAUCCGAUUCCCCCUACAACCCUGAGGAGGAGCGGUGGAGUUAUCAAGGGGUAGGUACUACCCACGCAGACCAGCUGAUCGGCAUGGGGCCUUCGAGCCAGUACCUCCGCCAGAAGUCCUGGCCACAACCCGAGGUGACGCCCGCCGUGCAGCUGCCGAGAAACCAGGAGUGGAGCACCAGCCUUGAACAGGACUUCAGGCCUUCUGUGCAGCCUGCUGAAGUUCCUGUAGAAGUUUCUUCACCUCAGUACGAAAUCAAUCAACCAGAGGCAAUCAGUCAGGAGCAGCUGAGAGUAUUGUCGUCUCUUCCUAAUGAUGUGUUGUAUGCUUUGCUGCGGGGGCUGGAGGGGCAGGGGGUGGAGAAGAAGCCGAAAAGACGAAUGAAUGAGAUGCAACAAGAAUGCCGCUUCUGCAAGAACAACGGCGAGCGCGAGUCGUACUACCGGUCGCACUCGCUGAAGGCGGGCGGGCGCGUGGCGUGCCCCGUGCUGCGCGCCUUCGUGUGCCGCCGCUGCGGCGCCUCCGGCGACGCCGCGCACACCGCCAAGUACUGCCCCAUGGCCACUCUUGAAGAACGCAAGAAAUCAGCGGCCAUGAUGCGCAGCGUGCGGCUGUCGGCGGCGCGGCGGCGCGCGGCCAGCCCCGAGCUGGUGAGGUUCGGCGCCGCGCCGCUGCACCCGCUGUGGGCCGCGUUGGAGCAGAAACUUAUGCUGUAGUGCGGGAAACGGUCGGUGCGGCGACAGCACGCUAUGCUCCGUGCUUUUGACAUACGUUGAUUCAUUAAUUUUAUCGAAAUCAGACGCACGUUUAUGUCGAAACCGAUAUAUGAAACGACGGAGCGGCACGACGCAACGUAACGAUGAGGCCAGGUUCUAGUUAUACCUAUACAAAAUUGUAGUUUCCAGUUAAAUAGUGUGUUAAGUGAAAAUUUGGAAUAACGACAUCUAAGGGUAAAUCUCUGAACUAACUUCAGCGAUACGGAUUUUCUUAAUUUUCAAGUUUUUGUUAAUCUAUAUUCUAGCUAUUUAGUACCUAUUUAGUUCAAAAUAAAUAAUAUCUUUUACAAUAAUGUGCCAUUCACAAUUUAACUGGAAACAAAUAAUAACAGUUGAUUAUAAAUUUACAUUAUCAUAUAGUUGAUUGGUUAGCCGCUAGAUGGCAUUUUGAAUUAUUAUGUUUUUACGUCUUGUUAUUUUGAGUAUUGACUGCUUUGUUAUAGAUUUAUAUGUGACUCUAGAUAAUCUAGUAUCAUGUUAUAUAUUUUAUAUAUUUACGAAUUUUAUCACGUCUAGCAACAAAUAUUUUUCUUUGAAAAAUGUUGCUGAUUAUGGUUUUUAAGAAUAAGACAAACAUUAUUGUAAAAUCUAUUCACUUAAAUAUAUAAAUGUAUCGUUAUAUACUAUGACAUUUUCUAUAAACUUUUUUGAUAUAAUGUGACUAGAAGCGGAUUCAAUAUCAUAAAUCAAAAGUAUUUUAUUGAAUGAAAUAUUUUACAUAAAUCGGCGUCUCGCAGUAAUACUGUGUAACUUUUUAGACAUUUUCUAUUUCAAAUUCUCUGUAAUUUUGAAAUGAAAAUGCUCCAAUGAAUUUAACACCCGCUGAUUUCGUAAUAAAUUUUUGGAUAAAAUUAUCAAUUUUCCUUAGAUAUACUGUUUACACUAAAAUGCAAUAGAUGGCGUUAUGUGUCAGUAACAUGAAAAUACAUUGAGAAUAUUUCUUAUUAACAAUUUAUUUUUCAUUGUUUAAAGCAGUUUAAAUAAUACAUAAAAUCCGCAUGUCACUGAAUAAUAUUCUUCAAAUUAACUUAGAUAGUAGGUAAGUACAGUACUCUUAUUUUUAUUAAGAUUAUAUCGCUUUAAUUUGUUGAUUAAUUUAUGAGAAGAAUUUACUUUAUGUUCACGAAAUACGUCAUUUUUGACACGUUAUCGGUGUUGGUGUCUUUUGGGUCAAAUAUAUAAAACUGAUCUAUA